This is a messenger RNA of Myotis brandtii (Brandt's bat), 1640 nucleotides long. RefSeq names its product zinc finger protein 296. The record is from RefSeq and is a predicted model, not a curated record. Lineage: Eukaryota; Metazoa; Chordata; Mammalia; Chiroptera; Vespertilionidae. The transcript has a single exon. Gene Ontology annotation, cellular component: nucleus. Gene Ontology annotation, biological process: negative regulation of dendrite development; regulation of transcription by RNA polymerase II. The coding region runs from base 216 to 1637 and encodes 473 amino acids. Gene Ontology annotation, molecular function: DNA-binding transcription factor activity; RNA polymerase II cis-regulatory region sequence-specific DNA binding.
CCAGCCAGGCCCCAGCGGACCGCCCCUUCUGCUCCCAUCAGGCCCCGCCCCGGUGGGCGGAGCCACGGCCAGGCUAGCACUUAUAAAAGUUCGCAGCCAGUCGCCCACAGCAGUCACUCACCUGAGCUUCUCAGCCUGAGCGCACACGCCUAGCAAGCCUUCUGCCCGCCAGCCCGAAGGCCCGCCAGCUCGCCGGAUCGUCCGAACCGCGAUGCAUGUCCCGCUGCAAGGCCAGCUGCAUGCCCCGCCGAGUAGACCCCGAGCCCGCCGCCCACGCCGACGACCAGAUGGAGAUGGGGGACCUGGUCAUCGACGUGAAGCCCGAGCCACAUCCAUGGUCCCUACAGGCCGCGGGGCUGCAGCGGGGUUCUCCAAAGGAAGUGCCUGCGCCGGGCCGCCUUGAGGGCGCACCCCGCUCCUGCCCUACCCUGGUGCCCGCUGCCGGUACCCUCCUCGCCCUCUGCGUGCAGAACCAGUCGGCAUCGUGGACUUCUCUGGUCCCUAAUCCUCACGACCGCCAGCCCUGGACGGACAAACACCCAGAUACGUUGACCUGCGGCCUCUGCCUGCAGACCUCCCUGCUGAAGGCCAUCGCGGCUUUCAUGGACCACAAGCAGCAGGGCUGUCAGCCCUCUAGAGGCCCCAGCCCUGGCCCGGACUCAGAACUUGAGAACCUGAAGGCCUUGACUUGCCUCCGCUGUGGCCGACAAUUCACCAAGGCCUGGACACUGCUGCGCCAUGCCCAGUGGGACCAUGGACUGUCCAUCUACCGGACGGAAUCGGAGGCCACAGAGACUCCGCUGCUGGGCCUGGCAGAGGUGGCUGCAGCCAGGUCAGCAGUGGUGGGGCAGGGAGUGGAGGCCAAGGGCUCCUGGGCGCACAGCCUCCCCCGGCGGAGCCCCACCUGCCCGGUGUGCAUGAAGACCCUCAGCUCCUUCAGCAGCCUCAAGGUGCACAUGCGCGCGCACACGGGCGAGCGGCCCUACGCCUGUGACCAGUGUUCUUACGCCUGUGCCCACAGCAGCAGGCUCAACCGCCACAAGAAGACCCACCACCGGCAGCUGCAGCCUCAGAGCCCCUACACGGCCAAGGCCAGUCAGGAACAGGCCUCAGCUGCGCCUCCAGAGCCAGCCGCCCAUGAUGCUGCCCCAGCCAGGACUCUCCUGUGCAGCCCUGAAGGGGCUGGAGCUGCCCACACAGCAGGUGUGCAGGAACCUGGGGCUCCAGGUGCUGGAGCUCAGGCUGGUCCCGGUGGGGACAGUUGGGGCGAUGCCAUCAAGGAAGAGAGAAUCAACUCUGCCCAGAUCCCAGAGAAGUGGCCUAAGAAGACUCCAAAGACAGUGGGCAAGAGCCAUGGGCCCGGGGGCAGCUGUGAGUUCUGUGGGAAACGUUUCACCGACAGCAGCAGCCUGACUGUGCACCGGCGCUCACACACCGGGGAGCGGCCCUAUACCUGCGAGCUCUGCUCCUAUGCCUGUGCCCAGAGCAGCAAGCUGAACCGCCACCGCCGCAUGCACGGUCUGGGGCCCGGCGGUGCCCGCUUUGAGUGCCCCCACAGCCGUGUGCCCUUCGGCCUGCGGGCCACCCUGGACAAACACCUGCGGCAGAAGCACCCCCAAGCAGGCGGGGAGGCCUGAGUG